GCGGCGUGCAGGCGGCGAUGAGUGCCUCUGCGGCCACCGGGGUCUUCGUGCUGUCCCUCUCGGCCAUUCCGGUCACCUAUGUCUUCAAUCACCUGGCGGCCCAGCAACACUUCUGGACAAUUGUAGGGGUUGCUGCCCUCAUCCUGCUCCUGGUGGCCCUGUUGGCUCGAAUCCUCGUCAAAAGAAAACCACCCCGGGACCCACUGUUCUAUGUGUACGCAGUGUUUGGAUUUACCGGCGUGGUGAACCUCAUCAUCGGACUGGAGCAGGACGGAGUCAUCGACGGGUUCAUGACGCAUUACCUGAGAGAGGGUGAACCGUAUCUGAACACUGCACAUGGGCACAUGGUCUGCUACUGGGAUGGCUCUGCUCAUUAUCUGAUGUAUCUGGUGAUGGUGGCAGCCAUAGCAUGGGAGGAAAGUUACAGAAACAUUGGCCUAUACUGGGUCGGAUCUAUUAUGAUGAGCAUGGUUGUUUUUGUGCCAGGAAACAUUGUAGGGAAGUACGGAACACGCAUUUGCCCUGCUUUUUUCUUAAGCAUACCAUACACUUGUCUUCCUGUCUGGGCUGGUUUCAGAAUCUAUAAUCAGCCACCAGAAAUUUAUCAUUAUCCCUCCAAGGUUGUUCAAGAAGUCCAAGCAAAGGACCUGCUGAGAAGGCCAUUUGACCUCAUGCUGGUCGUGUGUCUCCUCCUGGCAACUGGAUUUAGCCUGUUUAGAGGCUUGAUCGCCUUGGAUUGCCCAGCUGAGCUCUGCCGAUUUUACAUGCAAUUUCAAGAGCCGUACCUAAAGGAUCCUGCCGCUUAUCCUAAAAUCCAGAUGCUGGUGUAUCUGUUCUAUUCUGUCCCUUAUUUUGUGGUGGCGCUAUAUGGAUUGGUGGUGCCUGGAUGCUCCUGGAUGGCUGACGUAACUCUGAUCCACGCAGGAGGUCUAGCUCAGGCUCAGUUUUCUCACAUCGGUGCUUCUCUUCACGCCAGAACUGCUUACAUCUACAGAGUCCCCGAAGAGGCGAAGACCCUCUUUCUAGUGUUCAACAUAGCGUAUGGGGCUCUCCCGCAGCUCCUGGCCUACCGCUGCAUCUACCAACCCGAGUUCUUCAUGAAAACAAAGGCAGACGAGAAAGUGGAAUGAAAACAUGACUUCACACUGCUCUUCCCCAGGUCGCGGACUUCGGAUGCUCAUCCCAUUCCACUCCCUUCCCGCACAUGAACACUCCGCACUGUACCUGCGAGCUGUAGCUCUGUAUAUGGGACUGUAUAGGUAACUUUUAUUUUUUUGAAGGAAAGAUGAAGUUGUUAAGAGAAACAGUUUGUUUAAAGAAAUAUACGCAGUUUUUUCGUGAAUAAACUUGACCGUCUAUCUCAA
Messenger RNA from Molossus molossus (Pallas's mastiff bat), 1364 nucleotides. It is a transcript of the gene TM6SF1, whose product is annotated as transmembrane 6 superfamily member 1. The record is from RefSeq and is a predicted model, not a curated record. Gene Ontology annotation, cellular component: lysosomal membrane. The transcript has 10 exons. NCBI's taxonomy places the organism in Eukaryota, Metazoa, Chordata, Mammalia, Chiroptera, Molossidae. The coding region runs from base 18 to 1130 and encodes 370 amino acids.